AUGCCUUCUAAAACUUCUAAAUAUGUGUAUCAAGGUCAUAGUAAAAUAAUUUCAGGCGUAAUAACUGUUUUAGAAGCAGCCAACAGACCAUUAUCUUUACAGGAAUUAGUAGACGAAAUGACAAAAAGGCAAUUGGUGGUUUUUCAUGGUGCAACUCCAAGAAAUACAGUCAGUGGUGAAAUUAGUAAACUUCUUAAUGCUGUGGGUCCAAGUAAUGCUCCAAUUCUUAAGAUCAACCAAGGAAAACUUACCAAAUUUUAUUUAAGAACACAACAACAACAUGAAGAUUCUUUACAGAUUUCAGCUGGUAAAGCCAAAAAAAGAUAUUAUGCGCGUAAUAAUCAAAAUAAUCAAGAUAAUCAACAUACCUCGAAGGCUCUUGUAAGUUUAUCAGAAAAUCAAAAUCAAAAAGAACGCGUCUAUGAUCUCAAAAAAAUACGUCAGAUGGAAGAUCUAAAGUAA
Entrophospora sp. SA101 is the source of this 462-nucleotide messenger RNA. The record is from the annotation of a GenBank genome assembly. NCBI's taxonomy places the organism in Eukaryota, Fungi, Glomeromycota, Glomeromycetes, Entrophosporales, Entrophosporaceae.